UGAAGUGCAGUGUAAAGGGUGAGGUGCCUGAGAAUGAAGAACAAGACAGUGUCUGGAAAAUGUGAUGGGGUUAAGUCGUGCAAGGAGUGACCUUCCGUGGAAUGACACCAAGUGCUUUUUCUUGAAAUGAUCUACAUUGUCAAGUUUUCUACAGCUGGCUUUUCAUUCCUUCGUUUCCCAUCUCUUACUUGAUCUGCAUGUAUAUUUGAAUUUGGUCAUUUGUACCCUCGGGUCAGGGUAGGUGUAUGGCUGAUUGAACGAGUAGAGGACGUGGACGUGUCGCCAUGGCGCUGGGUGCAGUGUGGAACCGUGUUAAGAAUGUGUGCCAACAGAACGGCCUCCUCAUCUUGUCAGUAUUGGCUGUUGUUAUUGGAUGCCUGCUGGGCUUCUUCCUGCGAUCCAAACACCUCUCUGAACAGGAGGUGAAAUAUUUCCAGUUCCCAGGGGAGUUACUGAUGCGAAUGUUGAAGAUGCUCAUCCUGCCUCUGGUGGUCUCCAGUUUGAUGUCUGGUUUAGCAGCGUUAGAUGCUAAGUGUUCCAGUCGUUUGGGCAUUAUGACAAUCUCAUAUUAUCUCUGGACGACCUUUGUGGCCGUGGUGGUGGGCAUUGUCAUGGUCAUCAUCAUCCACCCUGGUGGAGCCGCGCAAAAGGAGGAUUCUGAGGACAGCGGGAAGCCCAUCAUGAGCUCUGCUGAUGCUUUGUUGGACCUUAUACGCAACAUGUUCCCUGCCAACUUGGUUCAAGCUACUUUUCAACAAUAUCGCACAAAAAGCAUCCCCAUCAUGAAGCCCAAACCCAUCAUCAGUCAGGACAUACUGGAGACCACAACAAAACGGGUCUUCAUUUAUGGAAUCCAGGACGACAAUGGCACAGACAUUCAGAACUUUUCCCUUGACCUGACGCCUCCUCCUGAUGUCGUCUUCAGAACGCUGCCAGGCACUAGUGAGGGCAUGAACGUCCUUGGUAUAGUGAUCUUCUCAGCCACUAUGGGUAUCAUGCUUGGAAGAAUGGGACCAAAUGGCAGUGCUCUGGUCAACUUCUGCCAAAGUCUGAAUGAAGCGGUGCUGAAAAUUGUGGCCAUUGUUAUAUGGUAUUUCCCAUUUGGGAUUGUGUUCCUGGUAGCUGGGAAGAUCUUAGAAAUGGACGACCCUUCAGCCAUGGGAAAGAAACUGGGUUUCUACGCCAUCACUGUGGUCAUGGGGCUGGUGCUUCAUGGCCUGUUCAUCCUGCCUUCGAUGUACUUCAUCAUCACCAAAAAGAGCCCCAUCGUAUACAUCCGAGGCAUCUUACAGGCCCUGCUUAUAUCAUUAGCCACCUCAUCCAGCUCCGCCACACUGCCAAUCACCUUCAAGUGCCUCCUGGAGAACAACCACAUUGACAGACGUAUCAUUCGCUUUGUACUUCCUGUGGGAGCCACUAUCAACAUGGAUGGUACCGCUUUGUACGAGGCUGUGGCGGCCAUCUUCAUUGCUCAGGUCAACAACUAUGAGCUGGACUUUGGGCAGAUCAUAACCAUCAGCAUCACUGCUACAGCAGCCAGUAUAGGUGCUGCGGGCAUCCCACAGGCUGGUCUGGUAACCAUGGUAAUAGUGUUAACUUCAGUAGGACUUCCUACAGAUGACAUCACUCUCAUUAUCGCCGUGGACUGGGCGCUGGAUCGCUUCAGGACGAUGGUGAAUGUAAUGGGCGAUGCUUUAGCCACAGGUAUCAUGGCACAUAUAUGCAGAAAAGACUUUAUAAAGGAGGGAGAAGAGAUUCCUCUCAUCUGUGAGACCAAACCCAUGAUCAGCAUCCAGCAGAUGAUGUCCUACCAAAAGAACGGAUUCCAGCUUCCUCCACCAGGCCCCACGAGGAAACCCAAUCACCUCUCGCCCGACGUGGCCCGUCUCAGGCAGCUGGAGGAGGGCAUCAGGCCUGAGAAGAAGUCCCCUCAUUUGUCUCCACGCCAUUAUAAAAGAGAGCACAAAGACAAGGACCACUGUACCAUUGACAUGAACGGUCUGGAGACCAAUGUCUAAACUCACUCUGAAUGUGACGGAUGUACAUACCGUCCUCCUCAGAGACCAAAACGAAAACUCAAGCUCAGAGAAACCAGACGCUCUACCUUUGGAUGUUGAAUAUGCUUGUGGAUCAAACUUUAGGUUCUAAAGAAGGUUCUGUUGCCCUAGGGAUCGUAUUUGGAGCUGUUAAAGGGUCGUAACAGGGUCCUAUUUGCUUUAAAUAUCACAGAACAGAGAUUGGGCCAGUGUGUAGAGAACUAUCUGUGUACAUAUAAGUGCUUUGUUAUUGUGUGUUUUCCUUGUUAUCAUCAGGAGAAUCUUUACUGAAACCACCUCUUACCUGACGUCUAUGGACAAUAUUCGUAUGAAAUGAGGAUAUGUUGUUUAUUUUGAUGUCAUAUUUCACAUGCUGCUGAAAUUUCAUCUUUCUUUUUAAAAUCUUUCAAAGUGUUUUAAUGGUUUGUUGAACAAUUCUUUAACUAUCGCAGAGAAUAAAUUGAAACGAAAGAAGAGGUUGAUUUAAGCAUCAGUGACCACAUACUGUACAGUGGCAAUACCUAUCGGAGUGACAAUCAUACGUUUUUAAGUGGGGUUAAAGUGUCUGAACAUUUGAAGGAUCACAGCACAUCAAAAAGGGUUUGCAACCA
Molecule: messenger RNA, 2647 nt
Organism: Triplophysa dalaica
Lineage: Eukaryota; Metazoa; Chordata; Actinopteri; Cypriniformes; Nemacheilidae
Gene: slc1a7a
Product: solute carrier family 1 member 7a
Exons: 11
Coding region: 285-2018 (577 amino acids)
Biological process (GO): L-glutamate transmembrane transport
Cellular component (GO): plasma membrane
Molecular function (GO): glutamate:sodium symporter activity; L-glutamate transmembrane transporter activity; neutral L-amino acid transmembrane transporter activity
Source: RefSeq, a predicted model, not a curated record